AUGAUGGCCGCUCAUUUCAUACCACAGAUAGUUCCGUCUUCGGGCUCUGACGACGCUUCCCCACUUCCUUCGCUUUCCAGUCUAGCCCGCACCGGCUCAUCGCGCCCGGAUUGCACUGUCGAAGAAGAAUUUCCGAAACAAAGCCGUCGUGGCUCAAUCUUGAAAAAGCUGGCGGGUCCACGUGAGAACGCGAAGCGCUUUCUUCGCUUACGAUCGUCGGGGAUUCAAACGUCUGCCCCGCAAACUGUUCCUCCGCGCAGACGCCCGCGCCCAAUCUCAGAAAUUAUUCUCUCGCCUAGACUUGCACUUGACCUUCCACCAGACGAGUUCCAGGAAGACUACGUGGAUCACGAAGCCGAAGUAAUGACGCAGGCCAUUCCUCGGACAGUCGCUGCUCAAGCCAACGCUGUCCCUGAACUUUCCACGCCUUUCCCUCCCAUCCGCAACGAGCGAAUCGUCGCGACGGGCAGCGGCCUCACUGUUGGUAUUGCGCUCACCGAGCCGGUCCUCUAUCUCCAAGGGUACGACCAGCACGACCCAAGCACCAAGAAGUCCGCAAUUCUGCGAGGGCAAAUCCACCUCAAGGUGACGAAAUGUGUGAAGAUUAAGAAAAUCUCGAUUUGUUUCCGGGCUCACGCCCAGACGGAUUGGCCAGAUGGUAUCCCGCCGAAGAAGAUCCAUUUCCAUGAUAAAAAGGAUCUUUUUACGCACGGGGUCGUUUACUUCAACCACGGCGAAACUGCAUUGAUGCCAAAUGACUACGGGGCGCAUUAUUAUCAGCAUGCGAAUCCCGUUGCAGCCGUGACCGGGAAGGAUGCAGUCACGGCAACCAGUCGAGAACUUUUCGCUAAAAGUGGCUCAGCGACCUCUCUUAAUCCGAUUACUGGCAGAGACCCACGACGACUCUCCGUCCAGACUACCCGAGGCCAUUCACGAAGCUUUAGCAGGAAUGAGCCGCCUACAAGUGGCCAGGGCCAGCAACAACGCAACUAUCGCAUGUUCCCCGUCGGCGACUAUCUUUAUAGCUUCGAAUUCCCAAUCGAUGGCUCUCUGCCCGAGACUAUCAAAACUGACCUAGGAUACGUUCGCUACGACCUAGAGGCUAUCGUUGAGCGAUCCGGCGCGUUUCGCCCGAACCUGCUAGGAAAUCUUGAAAUCCCGGUAAUUCGUACACCGGCAGAAGGCUCUCUGGAGCAAGUUGAGCCGAUUGCGAUUUCCAGAAACUGGGAAGACCAGCUUCAUUAUGAUAUUGUAAUCUCUGGGAAAUCUUUCCCCCUGGGCUCACAGAUUCCCAUCGCAUUCAAACUAACGCCGCUCGCGAAAGUGGAAUGCCACCGCAUUAAGGUUUAUGUGACAGAAAAUGUUCAGCAUUGGACCUCAGAUAAGAGCGUUCACCGCUUGCAACCGGCAAAGAAAGUACUCCUAUUCGAGAAACGCGCCGAAUCGGCCAGCACAAGUACCUACCCGGGCAGCUCCAUGCGGGUCCUUGCAGGCGGGGGAAUUGACUGGGACCAUCGUGCUGCAGCUGCAAGAGGCGAGGAAAAUGUGGAUCGCAACCGAACCAACCUGCUGGGUAAUCUUUCUAGCGAGUCGGGGGUCGGCCCAACCGAAAUGGAAUUUAGUGUGCAACUGCCCAAGUGUCAUGAAAUGAAGGGUCGAGAUGAGGCGCAGCGUUUACACUUCGACACCACUUAUGAGAAUAUCCAAAUCAAUCACUGGAUCAAGAUCGUCCUGCGGUUGUCCAAGCUUGAUGAGAGAGACCCCACCAAACGCCGCCAUUUUGAAAUCUCCAUCGACUCUCCGUUUCAUAUUCUUUCCUGCAAGGCGACACAGGCCAACAUUUACCUGCCCGCCUACUCACGACCCUCUAGCGACCCUGAUCCACCUGCCCAAGAGACGGAGUGCGGCUGUCCCGAUGCGCCAUUAGCAUCACGAGAGCAUGCCGCUCCGUCAAAUGCCGACCGCGAGGACUCCUCCGCAAAUCUCCAACGCCGAGCAUCUAUCGGCCAGCCCGUCACGCGAAGUUUUACCAGCGGAUCGGGUGGUCUUGCACGUCCUCUGCAAGCCCACAUCGCCCAUGAACCCAGUGGUCCUCAUGCUCAAAAUAUACCGCGGCCAAUGCACCUUCUGCGGGCUCCGUCUUUCGCCCCGCCACCUUUUGACGAUGUGCCUCCUCCACCUCCCCUUGUGACGCCUCCGCCAGACUAUACCUCGAUUGUUGGCAAUGGAGAUCGCGAAGCUAUAUUAGAGGACUAUUUCUCUCGCCUAUCCUACUAUAACAAUGAAGAGCACGAUGAUGAGGAACGCGGCCUUGGACGCGUGGAUGUCCCGCUCACUCCUGGCGGCCGUGUCAAUCGCAGCAUGGAUGUGCCUCGAGAGUGGGUUCGUAUCGACGAUUUCACAGUUUCGUGA
Messenger RNA from Penicillium chermesinum, 2412 nucleotides. Its product is annotated as arrestin family protein. The record is from RefSeq and is a predicted model, not a curated record. The transcript is spliced from 2 exons. Gene Ontology annotation, cellular component: cytosol; cytoplasm. NCBI's taxonomy places the organism in Eukaryota, Fungi, Ascomycota, Eurotiomycetes, Eurotiales, Aspergillaceae. The coding region runs from base 1 to 2412 and encodes 803 amino acids. Gene Ontology annotation, molecular function: ubiquitin protein ligase binding; protein-macromolecule adaptor activity. Gene Ontology annotation, biological process: ubiquitin-dependent endocytosis.